Linnemannia hyalina is the source of this 2067-nucleotide messenger RNA. NCBI's taxonomy places the organism in Eukaryota, Fungi, Mortierellomycota, Mortierellomycetes, Mortierellales, Mortierellaceae. The record is from the annotation of a GenBank genome assembly.
AUGGCAAACCCCUCUGCCCAUUUUGAGUCGGAUCCAUCGUCCUUCAUGGCAGGCCAGAACACCACUACUUCAACCACCCCAGGAGGACACUCUUCUUACGGCAGCUACGGAUCACUCUACGGCGCCAUGAACUCGAGCAUGAACUUUGGAAGCCCCUAUCAACAAGCUCCAGGGCCUUCCACACCCCCAGUCCUUCCACCACUUCAUUCAAACUCUUAUGUUAACGCUCCAGGUAGUGGCGGCGGCGGCAACGGCGGAGGUGGUCCCUUAUCGUCAUCUUCUUCUUCGGGAGGCGGAGAUCUUGGAUCAUCGAUGGGGACAUCUGGCUCUGCAGGGGCUUCUCACGGCGGCGGACCACAUGGACAUGGAGGACACCAUGGCGGACAUGGAAACGGCGGGCACAAUUCGAGUAAUAGCGGCGGUAAUAGUGCCGGCGGAGUGGGUACACCAACGGGAGCACAGACAUCGAACCCUUUGGACGACCCUUCGCGACGCAGCUUGGACGACCCAGAUGGCCGCCGGUCAGGGCAAUUACCACACCCUCAACAGAUCUUGGAUGACGCCCUUCACAAAGGCGGAGGAGGAGGAGGAGGUGGUAGCGGUGGAGGGAAUCAGCCGUAUCAGAAUCACCCACACUCGCCUCACCUCCAGGGACACCAGCCUGCGCCAAUACAGCAUCCUCAGACGCCUCAGCAGCAGCAGCAGCUUCAGAAGCAACAGCAACAGUUGCAACGACAGGUUCAUACCUCCCACUUGCCAUCGACAGCACCUUCACCUUAUCAGAAUGUCCUAUCCCACCACACCACGCCACAGCAGCAGCAGCAACAACAACAACAACAACAACAACAACAACAAUCACUACCCCAACUGAUGCACUCUCAGUCGAGUGGGAACCUGUAUUCUCAGCAGCAGCAACAGCAAUUACAGCAACAGCAACAGCAACAGCAACAGCAACAGCAACAGCAACAGCAACAGCAACAGCAACAACAGCAACAGCAGCAGCAGCAGCAGCGGUACAUGGAUCCCAUUAUGGGUCGAUCUCGCUCUGGAGAAUACCCUUGGCCAACACAGCAGAACGCCAUGAUGCCCAACAACAAUAACAACGGCAACCAUCCUGGAUCUGCAGGAGGCGGUGGAGUCUCCAACGGUGGUGGACCCAUUCGACAUACAGUUGGCGCCCAGCAAAGCCGAGCCGCUGGCAACAAGCGGAGUCGAGACUUUAGUGCCAUGGACCCUUCUGGUGGCAAUGGCGGAAAUAUCGGCGGUCUGGCCGGCAUGGGCGGCAUGGGUAUGAACACCUCGAUGGGAGGAAUGGCUGGUCUGUCUGGGAUGAACCCCAUGGGAGGUAAUGGUGGCGGUGGAGGAAACGAUAAUCGUAUUGGAUGGGGAGGCAUGGUUGGCGCUGGAGCCAACCCCUACGACAACCACCACUACGCACAACAGCAACAGCAACAGGUUCAUUCGCAUAGCCUGCAGCAACAGCAACAAUUUAAUCAUCUCCAGCAACAACAGCAACAACAGCGCAUGGGAGGUCCCCAUGGAGGAAGGAUGGUCGGUGGGCCCAUGGGUGGACCCAUGGCAGGAAUGGCAGGCAUGGCAGGCAUGGCCGGGAUGGCAGGUAUGAAUAUGGGUGGUAUGGGCGGUAUGGGUGGAUUUGGAGGGAUGGGCGGUAUUGGAGGCAUGCCUGGUGGUCCUGGAUUGCAUGGUAAUUUGGGUCCCAUGUCCAAGAAGAAGAUCAAGAAGGCGGCUGCUCCUGUCAUCAAGGACAAGAACUGCCCCAAGCGGCCACGGAACUCGUACAUCUUUUUCACGCUCAUGAAGAGGGACGAUAUCAAAAAGAAGCAUCCGGGAUUCAAGCCGACAGAGAUCACAAAGAUGCUCGGCGAGGAAUGGCAAAAGCUAUCCGAGACCGAGAAGGAGUCGUACGGAUCCAUGGCCGAGGACGACAAGAAGCGUUACCAAACAGAGAUGGAAGAGUACGAUUCCUCCAACACGGGUGGGCCUAUGCCUGGAAGUGGGGGUAACAGCGGUGGCGGGCAUGGGAUGAUGGAGAACAUGGGUUGGUAG